This is a messenger RNA of Diaporthe amygdali, 222 nucleotides long. RefSeq lists its product as uncharacterized. The record is from RefSeq and is a predicted model, not a curated record. The coding region runs from base 1 to 222 and encodes 73 amino acids. Lineage: Eukaryota; Fungi; Ascomycota; Sordariomycetes; Diaporthales; Diaporthaceae. The transcript is spliced from 2 exons.
AUGGCCGUCAUCACCAGAGGUGUUAGUCGGGGCACAUUUAGCAAGAAUGUCUGGGGUGACAUUAACACGAUUAGGAUUGAUGUGAACAAGAUUGAUGACUGCGCGAAUUCCAUGAACAGAGUCGACAAGAACUCCAACGAUGAGAGCUCGUUAAAUGUCCAUCUCGGCGGGAUCUUCUUUGGAAAGACUGCUCAGUGUCCCCCGUCAGAUUCUGGUCAAUAG